AAGAAUGUUGAUAUUAGUAUAUCUAAUGUUGGGAUCAGCCUGUCUACCCGGCGUGCUACCAUUCGAUACCUGGACCUACGGAGGUCAGAAGGGUCCUGACAACUGGCCUCUUGUCUGUGCUACAGGAAUGUCCCAGUCUCCUGUAGAUAUAGAUUCCUGUGAGACGGUUCAUAAACCUAUCUCGCACUUUACCCUGGAGAACUAUGAUGUAUCCGUCCUAGUAGAUAUCAUCAACAAUGGACAUACAGCUAAACUUAUGCCCAGGAGCACUAAUAUCACGAUGUCGGGUGGUGGUCUUUCCCACUCGUACACUUUUGCACAGGCACAUUUUCACUGGGGGUUGGGGGCACCUAGUAAAAAAAUUGGAAAAAGAGAUGUGUCGGAAACCUCUCCAGAUGAUCAGAUUUUAGAACACGAGGACCAGGAAUCAAGAAGCUCCCAAAAGGUAAACCUACCGGAACACUUAAAAUCUGAUGAAUUAAAGGAGAAUCUUAAACCAGUUGAACCUGUUCUGAAGAAGGAAGAUAAGAAGGUUGAGAAUGAGGAGCCUGCUCCUGGUCCCGAGGUUUCUGAUUCUGGGUAUGGAUCGGAGCAUCGUGUCAAUGGUAUCGGAUAUCCUCUAGAGGUUCAUCUAGUUCAUUACAACACUAAAUAUAAAGAUAUAAGUGUUGCUGUACAAUACCAGGACGGAUUAGCAGUACUAGGAAUAAUGUUUCAUAUAUCGGAUACAGAGAACCAGGAUAUUCAACCAAUAUUGGAAAUAUUACCAACCAUCACCAAACCACAGAGCCAGAAUACUCUCAGGUUUCCCUUCUCUAUGGAUAAACUUCUACCCGGAGACAUUUCUAAAUUCUACAGAUACUCCGGUAGUCUAACUACUCCAGGAUGUUAUGAGGUUGUGACCUGGUCGGUUUUCUUUGAGAGUAUUCCCAUAUCUGAACCACAGCUCAAGAUAUUCCGUGAGCUGGUGAACUUGGAAGGAAAAAGAAUGGUGAAUAAUCAUCGUCCUGUCCAACCCAUCAAUUCGAGAACUAUUUUCAGAUCAACAAAGACAGACCGGAAGUGCACAGGAGCUAAGCGGAAGGAGAUUAAGAUUGACUCCUCUAAGGAUUUAAUUACGUUUGCCAUGACAUCAGUUACCUCUAUCACGGCAAUCUUUGCUACCUUUGGAGCUGCUACUUUAGAGCUGGCAUUUUCUAGGUCUAAAAAAGACAUAGUUCUUGGAAAGUAUGUCCUGUGUUUACUGGCAAGCUCUCUGUCCUACUGGUUUACAGGGUUUGGUAUAGCGUGGGGUAACAGUGCUGCUGGAGUUACUGGAACAACUUUUUUUGCAACAACAGAUCCUGAGGGGGUAUAUCAAAUCUUGAGUGAGCUUGUGUAUCCUAUAUUCACUUCCUUCCUUUUUCUUCUAGCUCUCAGUACGGAACGGGUGACAACAAGAUAUCUUGUUUGUACAACUGUGCUUAUAUCAGGAAUAUUUUUCCCUCUGGUGGAUCACUGGACAGAGAAUAGUGAUGGUUGGUUGCAUAAGCUAGGAUAUACAGAUCAUGGAGGUUGCUUGCAUUUGUUUGUAGCUUCAAUGUCCCUAGUCUCUCUUCGUAUGAUUUCAAAAGUUCAUGCUAGUCCUCCAACUACAACUAAAAAUCCAAAUUUGACUGCAGUUAUUCUGGGAACCUUUAUUCUUGUUUUCUCAAUGAUUUUACAGAAUAUUUCCAAGAUAAAAGAUGAGGAUACGACUGUUCUACUGGGUGUCCUAAACAUAAUACUGGCAAUGUCUGCAGCUUCUGCCACUGAAUCAGUUGUGAACAAGAUUUCUAAACGAGAGAAGGACAGAUCUAAAACCACCUUAUCACUGAUGAAUGCCAUGUUGACAGCUGCUGUAGCUGUUAAGUCUGGAUGUGAAAUUAUCCCCACGUGGUCAGCUGUCGUGGCAGGACUUGGCUCGGCUCCACUCUAUUAUGCUUCUACUUUACAAUUCAAAAAAUUCGGAAUUCACGAUGAAGCCGAAGUAAUCGCGGUCCAUGGGGUAGGAGGACUACUUGGGAUGGUUGUUCUUCCCUUGUUUAGACAAGAUGAUCUUGGACUAUUCUAUAAUGGAGGGCUGGAUGCUGCUACUGGUCUAGGAAUGAAUCUGGUUGGUACGCUGGUAGUGUUGGCCCUGGGAGCAAUCGCGUCAUUUGGAAUCUCAUUCCUAGCCACCAAACUUAACAUGUUUAUCAAGAUACAGGAGUAUGAGUAUUCAGGAAAUAGUGUUGAGAAGGGUAUCAAGGAUAUAAGCAAGGAGAACAUAGGAGAGAUUUUGCCAUUAAAGCUUGGAGAUGUCGACGACAGCUUCAGGGUUAAGGAGCUGACCUUCAUUGAUGCAGAAAACCAGGAAUCUGUAACUAGUAAUAGAUCAAACUUAUAAACAUCUAAAGAUAUGGUUCUUGUCAAAAAAAAUGUGAUUUUAGUCUUAAAAUGAUACUCUUCCUACAAUGUUGCGGGGUUACUUUACCUCAAAUGUAGGGUUUUGGUAAAUCAAUUGUACAAAAAAACUAACCUUUCAGGGUGCUCUCAGGUACCUUUGGUGAAAGAUUUUCGAAGAGAAUAAAUUAUUUGGUGUACAGCAUUACAAAAUAAUUGAGUAUCUUCGUUUUGCCCCUGUAUUACCAUAUACAUAUACAGCGAUAACCAGAAAACUGUAGAAUAGAAAGACUACAUUUAAGUGCAUUUGAUGCUGUUACAAAGAAAAUAGCUUUA
This is a messenger RNA of Eurytemora carolleeae, 2739 nucleotides long. RefSeq lists its product as uncharacterized. The transcript is spliced from 24 exons. Gene Ontology annotation, cellular component: membrane. Gene Ontology annotation, biological process: ammonium transmembrane transport. Lineage: Eukaryota; Metazoa; Arthropoda; Copepoda; Calanoida; Temoridae. The coding region runs from base 5 to 2407 and encodes 800 amino acids. The record is from RefSeq and is a predicted model, not a curated record. Gene Ontology annotation, molecular function: zinc ion binding; ammonium channel activity; carbonate dehydratase activity.